GAAUACCACGUGACCAGGAAACACGGAAGUGUUGUCUCUAAAAGAACAGGGCCGAUCCUGCUCGUUGUUUUUCCUUCGGAGGGGACGAGGAAACAACAUUUCACGCUGUCAUUAGUCACACAGCGGCGGUGUUGACUGACAGCUGUAAUAGUUUAUAGCUGAAUUAAGAAAAUGGGUUCAAGUCGCUACUGUCGGCCGCUGUCAUGUAAUUGUCUCCUGAUCUGCGUCAUUUUAUGGAGCAGCGGGAUAUUUGCCAAAUCACACCGGAGACCAAACAUUGUUUUGAUCCUCACCGACGACUUGGACAUCGCUAUCGGGGGCCUGAAUCCGCUGAACAAGACGAAGAAGCUCAUCGGCGAUGCAGGGAUAUCGUUCACGAACGCAUUUGUAGCCAGCCCGCUGUGCUGCCCCAGCCGCGCCAGCAUCCUGACGGGGAAAUACCCCCACAACCACCACGUCAUCAACAACACCUUAGAGGGAAACUGCAGCAGCAAAGCCUGGCAGAAGAGCGAGGAGGGCACCACCUUCCCCGCUUUACUCAAGACCUUCGCCGGGUAUCAGACCUUCUUCGCCGGCAAAUAUCUCAACCAGUAUGGACACGCUGAGGCCGGUGGAGUGGAGCACGUCCCUCCAGGCUGGAGCUACUGGGUCGGACUGGAGAAGAACUCUAAAUACUACAACUACACUCUGUCCGUGAAUGGGAAGGCUCAGAAACAUGGAGCAGACUACAGCAAAGAUUACCUGACCGACGUACUGGCCAACAUGUCUCUAGACUUCCUCCAGUAUAAAUCCAGCUUCGAUCCGUUCUUCAUGAUGGUGUCCACGCCGGCGCCUCACUCCCCGUGGACAGCAGCUCCUCAGUACCAGGACCGCUUCAACAGCACAAAGGCUCCCAGAGUCCCCAACUUCAACGUCCACGGGAAGGACAAACACUGGUUGAUCAGACAAGCUAAAACCCCCAUGACCAACUCUUCAGUUCAGUUUCUGGAUGAUGCCUUCAGGAAACGGUGGCGAACUUUACUCUCAGUGGAUGACCUGGUGGAGAAAAUAGUGAAGAGGUUGGAGGUCAGAGGUGAACUAGACAACACCUACAUCAUCUUUACGUCCGAUAACGGCUAUCACACAGGUCAGUUUUCUCUCCCGCUGGAUAAGAGGCAGCUCUACGAGUUCGACAUCAGAGUGCCUCUCAUGGUCAGAGGACCCAAUAUCAAGCCAAACCAGACCAGCCAGGUGCUGGUGGCGAACGUCGACCUCGGUCCAACCAUCCUGGACAUCGCUGGCUACAACGUCAGCAAAACUCAGAUGGACGGCAUGUCCUUCCUACCUAUUAUGGAGGGGAAGAUGAACAGCAGCAGCUGGAGGACAGACUUCCUGGUGGAGUACGAAGGAGAGGGGAGGAAUGUGUCCGACCCGGCCUGCCCUCUGCUGGGGCCGGGAGUGUCGGAGUGCUUCCCAGACUGUGUUUGCGAGGACUCGUACAACAACACCUACGCCUGUGUGCGCACCGUCUCCCCCUCUGUCAACCUGCAGUACUGCGAGUUUGACGAUAACGAGGUGUUUGUAGAAGUCUACAACGUCACUGCCGACCCCUACCAGCUCACAAACAUCGCAAAAACCAUCGACCAGGAAAUCCUGGAGAAGAUGAACCAUCGGCUGAUGAUGCUGCAGUCCUGCUCCGGACAGUCGUGUCGAACACCUGGAGUGUACGAUUCAAGGUAUAAAUUCGACCCGAGACAGAUGUUUACGAGCCACAGCUGGCGGCUCAGCCGGCUCAGACAGAGGAUGAAAUGAGAGACGAGAGAGGAGAGAUGAGGAAGGAUGGAUGGAUGAUGAAUGGAUGGACGGACGGAUGCAUGGAGCAGACGGAGGAAGAAGGGCUGUAUUGUGAUUUGUACUCUCCCGCUGUCGUUGCCUUGUUGCCGAGUCCUCCUGAGCCGCCUCAGGUGACUUCACAUUCUUAGCUGGGUUGCCAGGGAGACGGGAGGUCUCACCUUUAAAACUUCCUGCCGCUGAUCGGCGAGUUUAUCGUUAAAAAGAAAGACACAUUAUUCAAGACUGAUCUACACUAGCAAGCUAUGAACUCACUUCCUGUUUCCUUAGAAGCAUUAAUGUCCACUCAGUCGGUCGUAUCAACUUAAAUUUCUUUUCUUUUUUUUUUUCCUAUUAAUUUAUGUGUCCAAAUAUCCGGUUCACUCGUGGUGUGUUUAGGUGCUUCUCGGUAAUAUUUCAAAUAAACUAUUAAAAACCAAAAGACACUUUUGUGCUUUCAGCUCAGGUGAAAGUUUAGGAGGUUUUUUUUUUUUUUUUUUUUUUUUGGAAAUGAUAGAAAAAUAUCAGGAUAUAAGAGAAAUUUAAAAAGAAAGGAAAGUUCGCCACCUACUGGAAAAUCAUCAGAACACACAUCCCACUCAGAUUAGUGCCUUGCAAGAAUAUUACGACAGGUUUUCUUUCAUUUCUUAGGUAGUAAAAAAAAUGGCAGGUUUAAAAUGUUUUAAAAGGAAGGAAGUGAUUUCUAAGAUUUGUUUUUAAUUUUUGUCUUUAACUAGUUUCAAAUAUUACAUUUCAUUAAAGUUUUAUGUAAGUUAUGUCAGUUUAAUGCUGAGAUUAAAUAAAAUGGGUAAUACUAUUUUAAUUGCAUUAAAUUGAAAUUUACCAGAUUAAUGAAACGAGGAAGACGGAUGCCAAAAGAAAUCCUUGUUCCAUCAACGGUGAGUUUCAAUCAGCUCAGUUUUUGCAACAAUCAUUUUUUGUCUUUAUAAGUUUAAGUAAUAAAUAUCUCUUUUUAGUUUUAGGGUUGGACCUUGUAAAGGCCAAAUAAACUCUUUAAUUUGAUCAGUGAACAUGUAACAAUGGAAAAUAGUAACUUUCUCCUUUUGAACUUAAAGGGAACUUACUUUGAGUAAAUGCCAUAAACUACAAGAGAAAUGGGCCUAGCUUGAUAUCUGUUCUUCAUCUUCAUUAUUUCACUAUCACAGAUGUGUUUUAGAUUAAAUAAAUAGUCCAAAGUUUUAGGAUCACGACCACUCUCUUGUCAAAGGAAGGGAAGAUUGAUACCAGUCCUAAACAUGAAGCUAAAGCCAUUAGCCGAUUAUCUUAGAAUAAAGAUAUAACAACGCACACAAAAAUCUGCAGUUCCUCAAACGGCCACUAGAUGCUGACUCGAAAAGGGAGCCAAUCCGCAUAGCCCUCCAUGCUAAAACUUGUUUACAGCCUGGUACAAAAACAGUUUUGGUCUGUGAUGCUAAUUUCACCAUUGGCUGAUAUGGGAGCAGAGUAGUUAUGAAUGUAACUCCGGUUCUAUGAAUUCACAAUCAAGAAGAAUGAAACGCAACCUAGGAAGUGAUCAAGAAUAGUUUCUGUUGUUACAGUCUAGGAAAUAAUACAUGGAUUAUGUUGGUGUAGCUGGAAGAAGAAACUUUAGGCUGGUAUGUUAGCUUAAUGUAGCCAGACUCAGUUCUUAACCAAUCAGAGCCAUUUAAUUACAAACUAAUUCAAAUUAUGCGUAUGAAAACUUAAAUGUGACGUCACAGAGGGUUUGUCUAUGUUCAUAUACAGUAGGCGAUCUAAAGUGAUAAUUAUAGCUUUAAAUAUGCUAAUAGGUCAAUCGAGGCUAGCUGUUUCCAGUCUUUAUGCUAAGCCAAGCAGCCCCUGGUUGUAACUUUGUGUUCAAUAAACAAACGUGAGCGAUUUUGAUCUUUUCGUCGCAUCUGUUGGCAAGAAAAUUGAGUUCAUAUUUGAUAAAAUAUCAGCUUUGUUCCAUCUGCUUGAUGUUUAUCUUUUUAUGUGCAUUUUUAUUUUGUUAACAGUUUUUAUUAUGGAUAAUUUACCUGUUACAGCAAAGAUUAUCUGUGUUCUCUUGCUACUGUUGUUGUUCUUGGAUAAUAAUAAUAAUUAUACUACCGUGUUCAUGCAGCUCUUUCUUCCUCUGUAAUUAACUGGACUGAAGUUAAUGUUUAGAGACCACAGGACUGAACGUAACUCACACUGAUGUUGACUAUUUAUCCUCGUAAAAGUCGAUCACUUUGUUUCACUUCACUGAUGCACUUUCCAAUCUGUCAGAACUGUUUUGUUUUGGCACCCUUAGUUUUAUUUUUCGGAGUGGUUUUUGACAAUGUAUGAUGUAUUUUUGGCUUGUGGUUUUGUCCAAAUAAAGAGAUUCUCAAGAGAUCACGCA
Molecule: messenger RNA, 4174 nt
Organism: Mugil cephalus (flathead mullet)
Lineage: Eukaryota; Metazoa; Chordata; Actinopteri; Mugiliformes; Mugilidae
Gene: gnsa
Product: glucosamine (N-acetyl)-6-sulfatase a
Exons: 14
Coding region: 172-1791 (539 amino acids)
Biological process (GO): glycosaminoglycan metabolic process
Molecular function (GO): glycosaminoglycan binding; N-acetylglucosamine-6-sulfatase activity
Source: RefSeq, a predicted model, not a curated record